AACUAUGACGCAGGAGAUGACGUAUCUAGUACAAACCUUGGACUUUCAGACGGCUCUCACGGUUUAUCUUGACGACCGUUUCCCAUACCUGGAAUUAAAUGACGACAGGUUCCCGUUUUAUAGAGGUGUAAAAUACAUUGACCAAAUGAGGUCACCCCGUAUGAUAAAAUCACAUCUUCACCACUUCUUGUUGCCUAUUCAGUUACAGAAAGGAAAAGGCCGGAUUAUUUACAUUGCAAGAAAUCCCAAAGAUAUUGCAACUUCAUUCUUUAGACUGAUACAAUGGAUGGGUGGUUUUGACCGCAAUGGAUACACGUUUGACAACUUUGUAGACUCAUUUAUCAAUGGAACUGGUCACAAUUGUCCAUGGCCUCGACAUGUUUUAGAGUUUUGGGAGAGACGAAAUGAUAAAAAUGUUCUGUUUCUGAAGUACGAGGAAGUGGUGCGGGAUAAACCCAAAGCUGUAAGACAGAUUGCUGAUUUUCUUGGUAGAAAGUUGACAGAUGAAGAUGUGGCAAACAUAUGUGAUCAUUGCUCUGUAGAAAACAUGAAGAACAACCCGAUGUGUAAUUUGUCUUAUUGGAGAAAAUAUAAGAAAGUAUAUGAUAACUCUGACGGUAGUUUUAUAAAUCAAGGCAAAGCAGGCACAUGGAAACAAUUGUUGACGCCAGAGACUGCAAAGAAAAUCGAUAAACUUUUAGAUGAAAUUGAAGGCUCCGGUUUAACGUUUAGUGACGAUUAAACAUAAAUGAGCCGUGUCACGACAAAACCAAC
This is a messenger RNA of Ruditapes philippinarum (Manila clam), 774 nucleotides long. Its product is annotated as sulfotransferase 1E1-like. Gene Ontology annotation, cellular component: cytoplasm. Gene Ontology annotation, biological process: sulfation. NCBI's taxonomy places the organism in Eukaryota, Metazoa, Mollusca, Bivalvia, Venerida, Veneridae. The coding region runs from base 5 to 742 and encodes 245 amino acids. The record is from RefSeq and is a predicted model, not a curated record. Gene Ontology annotation, molecular function: sulfotransferase activity. The transcript is spliced from 6 exons.